Messenger RNA from Epinephelus lanceolatus (giant grouper), 1752 nucleotides. RefSeq names its product putative gluconokinase. Gene Ontology annotation, cellular component: cytoplasm. Lineage: Eukaryota; Metazoa; Chordata; Actinopteri; Perciformes; Serranidae. Gene Ontology annotation, molecular function: gluconokinase activity. The record is from RefSeq and is a predicted model, not a curated record.
CCUGCCUCUGUUGUAUAGCUAUAGCAAUAUCUCUGGUUAUAGACAUACCAUAUUUUAUCACUUCUUCUACACCAGUCUGACUGGUUCAGCAGGCAGGCCGGACAGACGUAAUUUGCACAGAAGUUAAUACCAGCAGUGAUAAAGGGAUUUUCCUGCCUCCAGGUGUCUGAGGAUCCACUGACACGAUGAUCUACAUCAUAAUGGGAGUCUCAGGCUGUGGAAAGAGCAGCUUAGGGGCCCUCCUCUCAGAAAAGCUGGGCUGGCCGCUGCACGAAGGGGAUGACUUCCACCCACAGGGGAACAUUGAGAAGAUGGCUCGUGGUGAACCGCUCACAGACCAGGACAGAUUACCUUGGCUCCUCAAACUACAUGAAGUCAUUGAGAGAGAAAGGCGUUCAGGCUCUGAUGCUCUUGUGGCGUGCUCCGCCCUGAAGCGUCUGUACAGACAGAUCCUGCUCUACGGCUCCAAAGCCCUCGCUUUCUCCUCCGGUCCAGACCAAGAUAUCCUGCCUCCAACCUACCCUGAUGUCUUUUUUAUCUUCCUACAUGGUGACUACAAUCUCAUUCAGCAGAGGAUGGUGGCCCGGAGGGGACAUUACAUGAAAGCAGACAUGCUGCGUUCCCAGUUUGAUGAUUUAGAGCCUCCGUCGGAUGAGGAGAAUGUGUUGCCACUGGACAUUAGGAGGAGCAUCACUGACAUGGCCAUGGAGGUCGAGAAGCACGCCAUCAGCCUCAAGUCGUCACCAGUGCCUUAACCACAGUUCAUCUGUAGUUAAUAUCUUAGUAAAGUAAAGCACAGUUUUUGGUUGUGGUGCAAAAUCACAGAGAAGUUUGCACACUAGGGGGAGUUUUUGGCUGAUCUGCUUAUUUGCACUGAAAGGGAAACUUGGUAUUUUUGAACAUGGACCCUAUUUCCCCAUGUUUUGUGUCUAAGUGACUAAAUAGCAUUUUUGAUAUUGGUCCUGUUUUGAGGAGACUCCUUCAGCCACAGCAGAUAGGCUGUAGUGGCGGGAUUUAUACUUGCAGAACCUACGCUGUAGCCAUCGCACGUGGCCUACACUGUUGUGAGCAUUUAUACUUGUGCGGUGGUGCGUCUGUGUCACUCUGCAGUUACACCUCCAACACACGUCGGUGUCGGGGUUUCUGUGAAGUGCUGUAAAGUUUUGUUGAUUCGAAACACACAUUAAAACAAAAAAAUACUUCAAAAAUUAUUGUCUCCAUUAGUCACGUAGACACAAAACAUGGGAAAAUAAGGUCCAGGUUGAAAAAUAGCGAAAUUUCCCGAUUAAUACAGAAUCCGAAUGAUUCUGUGGUGCUGAAACAUUUCAAAACACAGUCUAAGUGCCAUUCCAGUUUAUUCUGCAGAGUGUUUGAAUUGGGACCAUUAUGCCAAGUGCUUUUUUUGUACAUGAGAUAUAAAUUUCCGACGAUAUUCCACAAAGAAAAAUCUAGAUUUUCAUACCAGCGGUUAAAGAUAGUGUGGAUAUUAGCUUUUUUAACUAAUGGCAAGGACUUUGGUAGUUUUGUAAGUCUGCACUGUGAGGAAGUAAACAGGAAAUGAACCUGGCUAUGCAAAAAUAAAUAAAUAAAUAUGAAGGAACUGAUUAAAUACUAUGUAUUUUGUUACAUGGGUGUGACAGACACGAAUCAUUUACAGGAGACAUUUGGCAUUUUGGCAUUAUAGUCACUGACUGGGUUGAUUCACAGUUGCAUCAGUACGGGAAUAUGAAAUAAAAAUAGGCCGAUGAUGGU